This is a messenger RNA of Gordionus sp. m RMFG-2023, 2856 nucleotides long. RefSeq lists its product as uncharacterized. Gene Ontology annotation, molecular function: cAMP response element binding; DNA-binding transcription factor activity, RNA polymerase II-specific. Gene Ontology annotation, biological process: regulation of transcription by RNA polymerase II. The transcript is spliced from 12 exons. The record is from RefSeq and is a predicted model, not a curated record. Lineage: Eukaryota; Metazoa; Nematomorpha; Gordioida; Chordodea; Parachordodidae. The coding region runs from base 48 to 2138 and encodes 696 amino acids.
UAUUCCUUGUUAAUGUUAAAUUAAAUAUAUUUCCUUUUUUAUUCAUUAUGGAGGUCUUCGAUACACUUGAAGGAUUUAAAUCCAACAUAUGGGACGAACCUGGUCAUAAUGAAUUUAUCCAUAGUAGCAUAUCUAGCGGAAAUUCUGAUUUAGACUUUGACGAUGUUGAUAUUAAUUUUAGUGGUAAUUACGAUAUGGGAUCUGAUGAAAGUACAGAAAAUGCCGAAGAUCAUUGUUAUUCACAUAUAAAUUCUAUAUUGAAACUGUCUACAAAACUUGAAGAUUUUAGUAAAGAUCUAGAUUCAGAAAUAUACACAGAUGCACUUCAAAUUUUGCCUGAUAAAAUUAUAUCUAUUCAAAGUUUAAAUACAGAUAACAACAUCCUCAACAUCAACGAUUUUUUAACCACCAACAAUACACCUCAUUUCAAUUCUAAUUCCACGACCUUCACUUCCUCACCUAUCUCGUCCAAGUCUAACAACGAUCAAAUUCCAAUCAACAUCCCCAAAACCUUAACUUUGACCAGAUCUGAUUUUGUUCACAAACUGUACAAAGCUAGCAAAAAUGAUAAAAAUCCCGGCUUAGUAUUCAACAAACCCCACUCACCAAUAUACAAUAAAAAAUUUAAACCUAACGAGACAAUAGGUUUCAAAAAAAUAUCUAACAAUGAUUCCAACGGUUCAGUCAUUAUAAAAGCCGAGAAAGAAAAUGGCAUCGCGGGCGAUGUCCUCGCAGAUUUCGUAAAUCGGGAUAAACUCCACAAUUUCGCCCUCAUAAAUGAAAAUUUUACCAAAGUGAAUUUUAAGCCUGGCUCCACGGGAGAAGAUAGUAUAAACACUGAUUGCGAAGAUAUGAUGGACGACAGUAGUAGAGAUAUUUAUUCCUCUGUUAUACAUUCCGGUUUGGAGCUCGGUGGCCACAUUAUGAAACAUCCGCAACAAAAUCAACACGUCAGCGAAUGGCGUUCCGUUUUAUCGGAUCGUGAACAUCAUCAAAUCUUAUUGUCCAGAUAUAUAUCUCAGCAGCCCAAAAUAAAUGGGAACAUUGUGACCGGCCCAUUACUGCUAACGGAAGAGGAAAAAAGAACUCUUAUAGCCGAAGGCUACCCGGUGCCAAAACGAUAUCCGCUUACGAAAAUGGAAGAAAAAUCGCUUAAGAAGAUUAGGAGAAAGAUUAAAAACAAAAUAUCAGCUCAAGAGAGUAGACGAAAAAAAAAGGAAUAUAUUGAAGCAUUGGAAAACAAAGUACAAGCAUAUGCGACCGAUAAUAACAUACUCAAAAACAAAGUCAAAAAUUUAGAAACCAAUAACUUAUCUUUACAAAGUCAGUUAAAAAAAUUGACCAAUCUGGCGACUUCGCUUUACAAAUCCGUUUCUACUCAGACCAAUCCUAGUUCCUGCUUCGUUAUUCUAUUUAGCUUUUUAGUAGCUGCUGGUCUUAAUAUAUUUCCACUCAAGGAAACGGAAAACAAUGAGGCAGGAGUCGACACAAAUAAUCAACAAUAUCAGACCAUUAAUCAACAAUCUAGAGUGUUGCAUUGGGAAAGCUGCGACAAUAAUUACAAAUAUUUUAUACCAACGACUCAGUCUAUGUCAGACUCGAGUACCAAUGAAGUAGUUGAAGAUGAGAGCGUUCCACUCUCCAAGGCUUUUUCUGAUUUUAUGGGACGAUUAACAUCGUCUAAGAAAGACGAAGGAUUUAAUUUACUUUCUCACGAUUCGUCUGUGCUGAACAAAAUUGCCAAUCUCAUGAGAUCUGGACCAGAUUUAGGAAAAUCAAAAAAAUCUGAAAUGGAUUAUAAUUUGGAGGGAAUAGUCAACGAUUGUACUAUGAUGGAGGGAGUCGAUUAUUCUCACGAGGUUAUCAUUUCUGAUGACCAUGGCAACAUUAACGAUCAAAAUUUGUCUAUCGGGAGUGUACACGAAGACAUUAAUCAAGAAUAUUUUAUCGACAAAACAAAUUUUGUAGCAGGUGAGGAAUUUAACGAAGAACAGAUAUACCAUUACGAUUCUGAUUCUCUAAAUUCGGAAAUGAAUCUUAAUGGUGACCACAAUAUUUCUAUUUUGUCUUCUCAAUUUACCGAAAUGCCAAAUAAUUUGAGAGGCCUUGAUAUCGUAGCUAAUAGUAUGGAUCAUUGAAAGUGAGGGUCCUGUAGAUAUAGUCGGUGGAAUAGAUAUUUCUGACUUGAAAUUUACUAGAGUAUCAGCAUUUUUUUUGAAAAAUGGUCUAUAUAUCUUUUAUUGAAGCAUUCUAUUAUGGCGAACGAUUAUUUAGCACAUUAUUUAUUUAAUCUUUUUUAAUAUUAAUAUGAAAAAUACCGAAUAUUUGUUUAGAGCUAUUUUUGAAAAACGAUUUUAUAAUUUGUAAUUACCUUUUACUUAUAUGCUAUUUAAUGUAUAUUUGUGUUGAUAGUCAGACAGAUAAUUUUUUUUUACCAGUGUUUUUCAUUAGUUAAAUAUUUUAUAUUUCUUUGUCGCUAUUUAUUAUGUGAAAUUAAACUUGGUUAUUUUUUUUAAAGUAAAUUUCCUAAUGAUAUCAUUAAAAAAUUACUCAAUACAAACACUAUAAAAUUGAUAAGACAAUUUAAUUUCUCUUACGAUUUAUUAUAUAAAACAAUAAUACACAUAACACCAUAUUUUAUAAUUUCACUUAAGACGUUUUUUAAAAUAUAAUUUAUAAUUAUAUUAAUAUAUUUUGAACCAAAUACUUUUAUAUGACGUAUUUUUAUAUUUAUUUUGGUGAAUUUGGUUUUUAUAACAUAUCCAUUAUAUUAAAUUCAUGAAACAAAUUUAGUAUAUAUAAUUUAAUAAUUUAUAUAUGAUCAAUUAUUUAUUUGGGACUAUUAUUUAUGGAUUU